AUGGUAAACUCGAUACCUAACUCGGGAAACAUCACAGCCAUGACGGAAGAGACAAACGUUAACAUGAUAGACCUACACGACUGGCGAGAGAUGCUGAGCAUCAAAAAGUUAAGACAGGGAGACUCGUUUUCGCACCUGUGGCAAAACCACUCGCUUCUGAGAAAACCGCUGACAAACAUGUACACUCAAGACAACUACGUGAUAACGGGCAGCAUGCUGAGCCAACCCGAAGUGAUGCGUAGUUCCCUCAGCAACGACAUAAAGACGGGAUGGGACUUUGGCCUGGACAUCAGCAUGGCGCCUGACUACGGCACGUACGCAAUAGACGCAGAAACAGACCUCUAUCACAACGUAGCGAGAAAAAGAAUGAGAACUGACGCCAUGGAAAAUGUCAGCAUGAACGAGGUGGCAGACAUGACCUUCGACCACCACCAGCUACGCAAGACAAACGACACAAAAAAAUCAAAAGACCUACAGCUGGGAACAGGUUGGAAGAGAGCGACCGGAUCGUUCGUCGUGGCAAACAGGACGGCGAUCAACAAGGUGCUGUACACAAAUGAAGACGCGCCGGAGCCAGUGUUAAUACACGUACCACCGAUCAUCAGACCGAACGGCGCGAUAGGCACGCUAUAUUUCAACUUUGAAAUCACUUACGUUCUAGAAGUGGAAUGUUGGUACGACUAUCGUACAUCCACAAAAAGUACCGCUAAUGACAAAGGCGCAGGCGGAAGCAGGCACUCACGACGACUUCGACAGGAACCUCAUCAACGUUCCAAACAGACACUUUCAUGGACACAAUCCAAAAGGGAUGGCUCACGGACAUACUGUCCACGUGUACAAAGGAAAUAA
Messenger RNA from Acanthosepion pharaonis, 849 nucleotides. The record is from the annotation of a GenBank genome assembly. NCBI's taxonomy places the organism in Eukaryota, Metazoa, Mollusca, Cephalopoda, Sepiida, Sepiidae.